UACGGUACAUGUACUGAGCUAGCUAGCUUGCUGUAUGCAUUUAAGCGAGAGUAAACCGGUGGAGAGAGAGCUUGGGACCUGAAGAGGUUGUGCAUUGGAAUGAAGACAUUGCUUUGAGAAUGGGAUCAACAGACAAGGAUGCUUGACCUCUGACCUACUCACCAAAAUCACAAACAUACAUGUAGAUCAGGACUGGGGAGAAGUAUGCUUUGAGAAACUGGAAAAGUGCUAUUUGUAACCAUUUCUCAGAAGCUGGUUAAUAAAUUCACAGGCCAUCUGAUAAUGAGAUUCCUCUGUUAAAAUAUAACUUUACCUACAACUUCCCUAUGUAUUAUUAUCUAGAUGAGUGACAGUACUAAAUUUAUUAUUCCAACAUUAAAGUGAGAUUCAACUGAUAUUUAUGAAUAUUGAAAGAAAUUAAUCUCGCCAAGAUGACCAAUAUCUACGUGUAUGUUCUCCUUCAUGUGGUAUGUGUGAUGUUGUGGAACUUUUUGUCCAUGUCGGAUGCAAGAAAUUACUACUAUCAACCUUUCUCUCGGAGUAGAACACAAUAUACAAGACAAGAGAAUGAUUACUACACAAUGGACAUCCUCAUGCCUGGAGUGAAACCAUCAAGACCUGAAGAGUAUCUCUGCUAUGCUUUAGCUGCUCCACCAAGAGAUUCUUAUAUUGUAAGUUUUGAGCCGAGAGCAUCGAUGAAAACCAUACAUCACAUGCUUGUAUAUGGAUGUACAAAUAUACCUAACAAUGAAGGGGAAGUUGAUAAAUGUCAGGGGAGUCCUUGUUUAGGGAAGAGUAACAUCAUGUUUGGAUGGGCUAGAGAUGCUGCAUCUCCCAAUAUACCUCAAGGUGUUGGUUUCUAUGUGGGCGGGGAGAGUGGUAUCAACUAUAUCAUGAUUCAAAUGCACUAUGGAGACAAACUGGAUCACCUAACAGGAACGUCUGGUGAUCACUCAGGCAUCUCUCUUACAAUGACUCAUACUCCACAGCCAUUCAUUGGUGGAAUUUACUUGCUUUGGUCUGGUGAUAUUAAUAUUCCUCCUCAUUCUAAAAAUACUCAUGUUGAUAUUGCUUGUAAGUAUGACAGUUCUGCCAACAUCCAUCCAUUUGCCUUCAGAGCUCAUGCUCAUGAUCGUGGUAAAGUCAUCACUGGUUAUCUCAUACGUAAUGGUGAAUGGACAGUCAUUGCCAAAGGAAACCCUAAGUGGCCACAGGCCUUUUAUCCCAUUGAAGAAUCCUAUACUAUUCAGCCUGGUGAUAUCCUUGCUGCUAGAUGUACCUAUGACUCGGACAAAGACGUCGCUACGUAUGCAGGAGCCACACACAAUGAUGAAAUGUGCAAUCUGUAUCUAAUGUAUUACACUGAUGCAACCCGUGGUGAAGCAUUCCAAGCUUGUGGAAGACCUGCUCCAAGCAGCUUCUUCUCAUCCGUUCCUCCUGGUUCCAAUCUCAUCCCUGUCAUGAAACCUGACUCUCAAUCUGAACCUCAUUCUCGUUACCGACCUGCUCCUGUUGAUCCAUGGGAUCGUUAUUAUGAUUAUGAUAAUCAACAAGAUUAUGAUGAAGGUCAACAGAGUUACCUACAAGAUGGAAGCAAUGUUGAUUAUGUUUCCCCUUCUUUAGAAGAUGAGGAUGGUGGUGAUGAGGAAAUACCAUCAGUAACCUCUAAGCCUGUUGACAUCAUUCCACCAGAUUCAGAAUCAGACUCUACUCCGGUUGCUCCCAGUAAUACAGUUACUCAACCAAUCAUAUCAAGCAAAAUACAAUCAUUUACUGUAUCUGAUAUUGAUGGAUGGCCAUCUAGUGAUAAUGAAGUGACCUUAGGUCAAGUGUCAGGGGUCGCUGUUGAUUCAUCAGGGAACGUUCACAUCUUUCAUCGUGCAUCAAGACCAUGGGAUAUUCAUUCAUUUCAAGGAGAUGUCUUCACUCAGUCUAAUCAAGGACCAAUAAAAAAUAAUACAAUCAUCAAAUAUGAUUCUAGCACAGGCAAAGUACUCAGUCAGUGGGGAGCAAAUCAAUUCUACUUACCUCAUGGUUUAUCUAUUGAUCAUGAAGACAAUAUCUGGUUAACAGAUGUAGCUAUGCAUCAAGUCUUCAAGUAUCCUCCAGGGGGAUCUGAAACACCCCUACUCACUCUAGGUACCAAGCUUGAACCAGGUGAUGAUAGGCAACAUUUCUGCAAGCCAUCAGACGUCACAGUUGACCCUAAGACUGGAAAUUUCUUUGUUUCUGAUGGCUAUUGCAAUGCCAGGGUUAUGAAGUUCUCUCCUGAUGGAAAGCUGUUAUUACAGUGGGGACACCAACUUAGGGGUAUGCCUGCCAGUUUACCAGUUGGACAAUUCAAUCUUCCUCAUUGUAUUACCAUGGUAACGGAUAAGAAUCAGGUUUGUGUGGCAGACAGAGAAGCGGGACGUAUUCAGUGUUUCAAUACUGAUUCAGGUGAUUUCACCAAGCAAUUCCAUCUCCCUGAGUUUGGUGGCCGUCUGUAUGCUGUAACCUAUACAAGCGCAAGUGGUGGAUUACUAUAUGCAGUGAAUGGUCCCUCUAAUGGUCUGAAACCUGUCAAAGGAUUUGCUCUCAAUUAUACAAGUACUGAGAUAUUACGCAUGUGGGAACCACAUAGUCAGAACUUUGAGAAACCACAUGAUAUUGCCUGCACACCAGAUGGCAAACUUGUUUAUGUGGCUGAAAUUGGUCCAAAUAAGGUCUGGAAAUUCACAACUAAUGCAGAGGUUUUAUCGUUUAGUGUGAAUUCAUCUGAAACUGUGUUGUCAACAAAUGAAACAGAUACUGCCACUGUUACUGAGGCAGGUCAUAUGCUUAAUAACACAGGUAAUAGUACUACAUAUCAACCAAUACCAGGAGAUGGACAGUUGAUGAAUGAAAGUGUUAAUACAAGAGUGAAUGGAUUGAGCAGUGAUGCCAGGCUAGGUACAACCACUAUCAUAGUGGCUGUACUAGCUGUACCCAUCCUACUCAUGCUUCUUGUUGCUGUGGCGAUAAGGUUACAUGCUCAAGGGCACUUCAGGCUCAAGAAAAGACGGAAUUAUAAGGUGUCAGCAGGAGAUAAAUUCAGUCUUGGUAGCUUACUAAAUAAGAGGAAUGGUUUCAGUCAAGUAGCUACUGAAGAUAGUGAUCCUGAUGCAGCACAAUGGAGUGAAGAAUCUGAUAUUGAGGAAUACAGUAUUCUAAACAACACAAAGAGAACACAAAACCUGUAAACCCUCUCAUCAACAUUUUAUUCCAUUUACAUCAUUGCCAGUAUCUAUCACAAGGUUUGAUUACAUUUCUUAACCAAGAUAAUCAUCCUCAAAACCAUUUUUUUUUGGCAGAAUGUUUUUUACAGAUUAUCUUUUAAUAAAAAACAUUAUUUUCAUAAAUGAAUUAAGGUCAAAUGAGAAUUCCCUGAAAGAAUAUGGGUUAAAUGUAACCAAUUGCUGAAAUAUUAAAACAUAUUUUCAAAUUGAUAUAACAAAAUGUUGAGUUAGUUUAAGAAUGUGCAUUUAAACAAUAUUUCUUUAAGCUUAACUUAUUAGCUUUUAGCUUAACUCAGCUUAUUGAAAAAUGAUAAAGAAUAAAUUUAUCACUAUGUCACAUAUAGCAUUUAUAGGGUUACACUUCGUAAUUCCGAAGGUUCUUUAUCCCGAAGGUUCAUAAUUCCGAAACAAGUAAAUUGCCUCGAUGUUUGUUAAUCCGUUAACGAAAAAGGGUCCGUUAAUCCGAACAUUUGUGGCAUAAUUCCAAAGGAUCGAAAAUCCAAAAAGGAAAUGAGAGUCGUAAUUCCGAAGGUUCCUUAGUCCGAAAACGAAAUGAGGUUCGUUAAUCCAAAAAC
This is a messenger RNA of Lytechinus variegatus (green sea urchin), 3832 nucleotides long. RefSeq names its product peptidyl-glycine alpha-amidating monooxygenase B-like. Gene Ontology annotation, biological process: peptide metabolic process. The coding region runs from base 432 to 3221 and encodes 929 amino acids. The transcript has 20 exons. The record is from RefSeq and is a predicted model, not a curated record. Gene Ontology annotation, molecular function: copper ion binding; protein binding; peptidylglycine monooxygenase activity. Gene Ontology annotation, cellular component: extracellular region; membrane. NCBI's taxonomy places the organism in Eukaryota, Metazoa, Echinodermata, Echinoidea, Temnopleuroida, Toxopneustidae.